AUGGAGAUGUACAUUCUAAUGGCAUAUGCCUCCAUCACGAUUGGCACUUUGGUCACAAUGGCAUUCGACUGUUCGAAGAAAGCCAAGAAGUCGGUGGAAGAUCCGCCCCCGGGGGCUGGUGGAGAUCCAGCGGCCGCUGCCAAGAAAGGGAGUGCUUAUGUGAGUAAGCCAUGCAAUGAGAAGACCGGCCUCGACCCGACUGAUCCCAACAUGAACAGUGCUGCGUUAAAGUGAGUUUUUAAGAUUUCUUGGUUACUGUAGGAUGAGUUUGAUUUUUAAAGUUUUAUUAGUUUUGCAAAGAAAUUUCUUGCCUUUUUUUGAUUUGCAAAGAAAGUUCUUGCUAUUUUUUGUUUUGUAAAGAAAGUUCUUGCCAUUUCUUAGUUUGUAAAGAAAGUUCCUGCCAUUUUUUAAUAAAUCCAUUUUCAGAGCCAUCUGA
This is a messenger RNA of Bursaphelenchus okinawaensis, 436 nucleotides long. The record is from the annotation of a GenBank genome assembly. Lineage: Eukaryota; Metazoa; Nematoda; Chromadorea; Rhabditida; Aphelenchoididae.